Gregarina niphandrodes is the source of this 2265-nucleotide messenger RNA. RefSeq lists its product as hypothetical. The coding region runs from base 1 to 2265 and encodes 754 amino acids. The record is from RefSeq and is a predicted model, not a curated record. NCBI's taxonomy places the organism in Eukaryota, Apicomplexa, Conoidasida, Eugregarinorida, Gregarinidae. The transcript is spliced from 4 exons.
AUGGGGCUCGUACCUAGGAGUAUGAAGCACGACAACACCGCGACUGAGCAUAAGACGGACACAGGUCGGGGUGACAUUCAGGAGUACUCGAACCUCAUGCAGUUGGUGAACAUCGCUGUCUGUGGGGCGCGCGGGGUCGGUAAGAGUGCCCUAAUUGAUGGGUUCUUCCGGAAACACGUGACGGGGCACACAGGAGCCACAACCACUUCCGACGGCCAGAGGUAUCUGCAUCCGGACCAGGACAACGUCGCCUUGUACGAGAUCGAUAUCGUCCAUGCCGCCACGAAAGACUUCCGAGGCUUCCAAUUCGUGUUCAUACUCUUCGAUCACUCAGCCACCAAACUCGAGUGUGAAACUGCACAACGCGCACACGAACGGGACAUACCCAUCGCCUUCGUCGGUCCUAAAGCCGACGUCCAGGCUAAGCGACUCACCAAACUCUACGGAGUAGAUGACGUCAGCCUCCCCAGGAAGACCAGGGACAUCUUUAACAGCAAGGCUUCCAAAGAAUGGUUCGCUCUACCCGAACAAGACAGAGCAGUGUACAUCGUAUCUAACCCGGCCCUCUUCGAGCCGGAGAACAAACGGCGGUUUGACGAAACCGCCUUACUGAAUAGGUUUGACUAUAUCAUGGGUCAGUUGUGUGCAUGUCCGCCCACUGUUGAGAUUGAUAUGAACACAGGGAACAUAUUGAAGUCGGACUGUUUGACGAACAGCACGACGGUGAUGAUUUCGAACACCUACUUACGCAAAUCCAGUCGGCCGCUGCAGGCGAGCACGACCUUCCGUCCGAGCGUCGCACCCCGGACAAUCGCACCGCAGGCAGUCGCACCGCAGGCAGUCGCAAUUUCGUCCACUCGGGUUCCGGAUACGAGGACGACUCUGCAAACCAGCAAGCCCGCUGCCACCUGGCAGUCGCGGUAUAAGGAGUCGCGCCUCGGUCAAUUGCCCAAUAACGCGGCCCAGACGGAAGAGGGUGCACACACGGGACGGGAAAUCAAAAUCGCUUUUCUCGAAGCGCCUACCACCGACGGCGUCACCGUCAUGGAGACCGUGCUCGGUUACAAGGCAGGCACACAUCAAUCCAUUCUUUCACACACGCCUUACAAACACCCGCAGUUCGAAGACGCACUCUUCUUCUACAUACCCCUCGUCAACUCCAAGGACGUGCCCCUCUACUUCGCCAACAACGGUCUCCCACAAAUGCGGCUCAUCGUACUCGUCUUCUCUGAAGAAAACCACCUGCAAAUCGUUAAGGAGGCUCGACGACGGGGCAUUGACGUCGUCGUCGCGUCUAAGGUCGGGGACGAGAAGUCCGGCGGCCUCAACCCCAAAAAGGCCGUCCUGAAGUUGCGCAAGAUCGCCGGCGGCGACGCGAGCCAGAAGCUGGCCAAAAAAGGGCUGAACUCGGUGUCAGUCUUCUCCGUUAACCCACGAAUAUUGAGAAUACCAAACAGCUACCCUCAAACUGACGAGGAACAAUUCAAGGCAUAUAUCGCGCAGGUGUGUAAAGGCAAGACACCGUGUUCGCGGUACCAGCAGACCGUGCCGAACCCCAAGUCGAACCUGAAGGGGAACGCCUUCGACGGGAGCUCCAUCUUCCAGCCGGGCGACUUCACUCGCGGACACGGCUACGUGUCCGUACCGGCGCCUAAGCCCGCGCUCAAAGCAGAUACGCCGAAGUCCGUCAUGUUCGACUGCCGCAAGGACACGCUCGUCGCCUACGUCGGCGCUGUGGGGGUCGGCAAGACCACACUGGUGCGGCACACACUAGGCGCCCAGGCCAUUCCGCCCGACGACGGCGGCAUCUGGUCCGUCCGCCACCCCGCCUACUACGACGUCAUCAUGCAGGACUACCCCGGGUACGACCCCUACGACCAGAACGUAGGCUCCCUCACCUGGAUGCACCAAAGUCAACUACACGCUAUGGACUGGAUCAUACUCGUCUUCAACGAAGUCCUCGACCAACCCGAGAUCAACAUCAUCCAGUUCGCCCUCAACAGCAACGUCCGCGUCGUCUGUGUCGCCACCAAAACAGACCUCGUCGUCGACCGCUUCAUCUUCGACAAGAACUUGACCGAAGCCAGCGCCAUCGACAACACGCGCUCCGUCAUCUUCCAACAGUACUGGCAAGACAUGGAAGCCGCGCAACUCGACCCCCCGCCUCUCUUUAUACUCUCCGGCCGCGCACUCGAGUCCAAAAAACGUGCCCAGUUCGAUGAAGAACAGUACACCAAAAUGAGUAAGCACACCCCAUGGCACUGA